Messenger RNA from Arabidopsis lyrata subsp. lyrata, 2286 nucleotides. RefSeq lists its product as uncharacterized. NCBI's taxonomy places the organism in Eukaryota, Viridiplantae, Streptophyta, Magnoliopsida, Brassicales, Brassicaceae. The coding region runs from base 391 to 810 and encodes 139 amino acids. The transcript is spliced from 4 exons. The record is from RefSeq and is a predicted model, not a curated record.
GCAGCAGUUGAUGCUUCCGAGAGUGAACCUGGAAACAAAAUCGUCGAGUUGGAAAGGAAUGAUGCUGAAGGACAAGCAGCAGUUGAUGAUUCCGAUAUUCAACUUGGAAAAGAAAGUCCGAUAGAACCGAGUACCGAAGCAGUAGAGGCUGCAGAGGAGGAACUCGUGGAUGCAUCAGAGGAAGAGGAAGAGACCGUUACUGCUCAGGAUACAUUGGAGGCCGAGGAAGAGGAUGAUGCUACUGGUAAUGCUGGUGAAGAGGAUGAGGAUGGUAAUGUUGGUAUUGGUAAAGAUGGUAUAGGUGCUGGUAAUGAUGAAGCUAGUAAGGAUGGUGCUGGUAAUGAUGAUGAUGAUGAUGAAGAUGAUUCUCAGCCACUGCCGCCAGAGAAGAUGUUUUUAGAUAGUUCAGAAUACACCCAAGGGUGUAAAAUAGGAAGUAGGUGUAAUGUCACUGAGACAGUGAAGUGGAUAGAGAAAGAGUUUAAAGAGGAAGCCGGAUGGUUCAGAAGCCACCCUCAGUUCAAGCAUAUAUUCCACAUGCCUAGGGUGCCAAACCACAUGACUCAAGGCAUGUGGAUGCUUAUGCUGCGCACAGUUGAGACAGAUAUGGUGAGGGAGUGCUGGUUUGUGGUUAAUGGAGUACCUAUUAGGUACUCCAUCAAAGAGCAUGCGUUGCUAACUGGGUUUAAUUGCAAGGGAUACCCGGAGAAACAUGAGAAAAUAGGGAAUGAGAAGUUUGUGAAGAGAAUUUUCAGAAGGACUGAGAAGAUAAAGGCAUCUGAUGUUUUAGCUAAGUUGAAGGAGAAGUAGAGUUGGAAAGGAGAUGAUAAGAAGAAGUUACUAGUCUUGUAUUUCCUAUGCAAGGUAGUAAAAGCAAGCUCAAAAAGUGAUGGAAACAUAGAAUCCUUUCUCUUAAGGAUUGUUGAUGAUUUGGAUGCAUGUGAGACAUAUCCAUGGGGCCGCUAUUCAUUCUUCGAAUGUAUGAAAGGGAUUCGUAAUAUGAUGAAGAAUUUGAAUGGGUCUGUCAAACCUAAAGCUCAACCUAGCUUUAGUGGAUUCAUUGUACCUCUGGACAUUCUGCCUUAUGAGUGUAUUCCACAUCUUGGACUGAAAUAUAGAGUACUUGUACGUGCAGCAAAUGACUAUCCAAGGAUGUGCAAGCACAAGUUUAAAGAAUCUGCCAUGAAAGGUAUCCCUUUGGAAGAAUUAUAUCAAGAGCUUGGGACUAGUAAGGUUAGAAUUUCUGUCUUCAUUAGAUUAUUUGGUUUGUGUCAUGUAUUUGAGAAAGAGUGUAAGUUAAAUGUAUGUGUAUUCACAGGAUAUUGACAGCAUCUUGGUACCAGACCAAUAUGAGAAAUCUCUGUUGGCUGGAAUCAUUGAAGAUAAUGUUGAUGAUGGUCUAGGGCAUAUUGAUAUCAUUGUUGACAGUUGGAGAGAGCGUCUAGUAGAAAAGAAGAAAGAGAUAUGGUGGGAAGGAAUGUACCAGCUGGACCAAGCGUCCCGAGAGAUUGGAAAUAAGUUUCUUGAGAAUGAAGACCCUUCUCAAGAAGUCCCUGAGCAAGAAGUCCCUCAAUGUGACUUCCCUGAGAAAGAGAGUGCUGAUUUGGCGGCUGUUGUUGCAUCUAUUACCUUACUAACAUAGGUGGUGAACAAUGGCUUUCAAGACAUUCAAGAGAAGUUUAAGGACAUGGACAAUAGAGUGAAGACUCUUGAAGUGUCUGUGGCAGCUCAGGGAUAUCAUAGUCCUCAGUAUCCGGCAUAUGGGUCGCCUCUGGAAACACAAUAUGGGACAAGGACUAAUUUUGAGUGUGGGCAGCCGAGUCAAACCAUGGAUUUGGUUUUGUAUAAUCCCAUUUCUCCAACUGUUCCGGAACAAGGUGAUGAGGAGGAGAAAAAGAAUGAGGAAGAGAUGAAAGGAAAAGAGAAGAAGAAGGGCAAGAAGAAGGGCAGGAAGCCGCAAGAGGGUGGACCUGUAAUAGCAACCGGACAGAAGCGAACAAGGGCAGCUUCCCAACAUAUUAAGACAUCAUUUGUGGAAGUGCAGCCAAAGAGAAGGAGAAAGAAGUAAGAACUGUGGUUGAUGUGUGCUGGUGGUGUAGGAAAAAACUUUGAAAUCUUUUGGACACAAUUAUUUGUGUUUUGAACUAUUAGGAACUAUGGUUGUUAUGUAGGAACAAUCUUUUGGACAUAAUUUGUGUUCUCGGAUUUACUAUUUCUUGUUACUACUAGGAACAAUCUUUUGGACAUAAUUUUGUGUUUGAACUACUAGGAACAAUCUUUUGGACA